CCAGCAGGAAGUUGUGAACAGAGUUUAAAAGCUGCUGCAGGACUGCAGACAUUCACAGCAAGCUGGACGGACCAGCAAUGUACUUGCUGAAGGUUCUGCUGCUGGGGCUGGGUGUUUCAGUAAACUCAGGUGUUUCUCUGCAGAAGAGAAUCAUUGGAGGUCGAAACUGUGAAAACACAGAGCGUCUUUUUCAUGUUCGGCUGGAGAGCAGCAGGUCUAGUAAUGAAAGGAUCCGCUGUGGAGGAUCUCUGAUCGACCCUGAGUGGAUCCUGACUGCAGCUCACUGCUGGAAGCCAGGAUGGAUUAAUGAAGCAAUGUUAGAAGUUCAUCCACAGACUGCUAGGCAGCAGAGUCAAGUAAUCCGAGACAGACCUGUGAUUUAUACUCGCAGUCGCAGAGACCAUGACAUUGCGUUGGUGAAGCUUCAUACACCAGUAUCAGGUGUCCCUCUUGCUCGGCUAUCAGACUGCAGAUAUCGUCUUAAAGUAGGCGAUACUGUUCAUCUGGCAGGAGAGGGAGAAACAACAGCUGGCCCCAAUAAUCAGCGAUUGCCUAUUAUUCCUCCUAUUCCAGCAAAUCUUCAGUGUGUCGACAUGAAUGUUGUUGCCGUUUCCCUCUUCAUAGUGCCAUAUGGGCAUGUAUUCCGUGCUGAAGCACCGAACAAGGAUAUAUGCUAUGCCGACACUGGUGGAGCAGCGAUAUACAAUGGCAAGAUUUAUGGUGUGAUUGCUCUUAGUGGAGAAUUAGCAUAUCAGAGUCCAGCUACAAUCAUGGAUGUGUGUAAAUACAAGGACUGGAUUAAAAGAACAAUUAGGCGUGGAAAAUAAACUAUUGUGGAAUAAAAUUCUCAUAAAAUUUCCUCACAUAUAAUUUUAUAAUUGCAUCUUCAUCAGUUUGAUCCACAUGUCUGUAGAAUUAGAAUAAAUGAAGUUUUGUUUUUUUCUCACCUGAUCUUCACCUCCCUAAUGGAGCUUUCUCUUCACCUAAGAAAUGAAAAAUAAAUUAAUAAAUGCAUGAAAAAGAAACA
Messenger RNA from Poecilia reticulata (guppy), 1027 nucleotides. RefSeq names its product kallikrein-14-like. The record is from RefSeq and is a predicted model, not a curated record. Gene Ontology annotation, molecular function: serine-type endopeptidase activity. Gene Ontology annotation, biological process: proteolysis. Gene Ontology annotation, cellular component: secretory granule. NCBI's taxonomy places the organism in Eukaryota, Metazoa, Chordata, Actinopteri, Cyprinodontiformes, Poeciliidae.